Molecule: messenger RNA, 2972 nt
Organism: Lynx canadensis (Canada lynx)
Lineage: Eukaryota; Metazoa; Chordata; Mammalia; Carnivora; Felidae
Gene: SOX5
Product: SRY-box transcription factor 5
Exons: 19
Coding region: 519-2774 (751 amino acids)
Biological process (GO): positive regulation of chondrocyte differentiation; cell fate commitment; regulation of transcription by RNA polymerase II
Cellular component (GO): nucleus
Molecular function (GO): RNA polymerase II cis-regulatory region sequence-specific DNA binding; DNA-binding transcription factor activity, RNA polymerase II-specific
Source: RefSeq, a predicted model, not a curated record
CUACUGGUAUUUCCCCAACAGCUAAGAUGUGAGAGUUGGCCUCCUUACACAGUGAAUCUUCCUCUAAAUGACUUAACUCUAAUUCUUUUCUAGGCUUUUUAACCAGUCUGUGGUGUAAAGACACGCUUCCAGAGGAUCCUUAGAAGUCUUGGACAAGCUUACCCUUAUGUGGCAGGUGCUGUGCCGGCCACUGGUAACCCAAAGAUGAUGAUAAAUAAGUUCCUGUCCAGAAGGAGCUAGCGAUCCACUGGGGAUUCCUCUUGCUGAUGACACAAUUCCUGUGUGAAUCUGUUUACAAGAUUCUGAAAGCUGAACAGAGAACUUUGGCACUGCACUGGCAUCGCAAGAAAUAGAUAACAUCAAGAAGGACAUCAGGAGUAGGAGAAAUUGGCCUGGGAGGCUCAGCAGGAGCCGUAUGUUUCCUUGAGCUCUCGGGCUGUUUUAGUCAGUGGUCUUUAACCAAAUAGUAAGAAGGAACACUUUAUCGUUCCAGGAGCACUCUUCAUGGUCACACAGAAAUGAUGUCUUCCAAGCGACCAGCCUCUCCGUAUGGGGAAGCAGAUGGAGAGGUAGCCAUGGUGACAAGCAGACAGAAAGUGGAAGAAGAGGAGAGUGACGGGCUCCCAGCCUUUCACCUUCCCUUGCAUGUGAGUUUUCCCAACAAGCCUCACUCUGAGGAAUUUCAGCCAGUUUCUCUGCUGACGCAAGAGACUUGUGGCCAUAGGACCCCCACCUCUCAGCACAAUACAAUGGAAGUUGAUGGCAAUAAAGUUAUGUCUUCAUUUGCCCCACACAACUCAUCUACCUCACCUCAGAAAGCAGAAGAAGGUGGGAGGCAGAGUGGUGAGUCCUUGUCGAGCACGGCCCUGGGAACUCCCGAACGGCGCAAAGGCAGCUUAGCUGACGUUGUUGACACCUUGAAGCAGAGGAAAAUGGAAGAGCUCAUCAAAAAUGAGCCAGAAGAAACCCCCAGUAUUGAAAAGCUACUCUCAAAGGACUGGAAAGACAAACUUCUUGCAAUGGGAUCAGGGAACUUUGGUGAAAUAAAAGGGACUCCUGAAAGCCUAGCUGAGAAAGAGAGGCAGCUCAUGGGUAUGAUCAAUCAACUGACCAGUCUGCGAGAGCAGCUAUUGGCUGCCCACGAUGAGCAGAAGAAACUGGCUGCAUCUCAGAUUGAGAAACAGCGCCAGCAAAUGGAGCUGGCCAAACAGCAACAAGAACAGAUUGCAAGACAGCAGCAGCAGCUCCUGCAGCAACAACACAAAAUCAAUUUGCUUCAGCAACAGAUCCAGGUUCAAGGUCAACUGCCGCCAUUAAUGAUUCCCGUGUUCCCUCCUGAUCAACGGACACUGGCUGCAGCUGCCCAGCAAGGAUUCCUUCUUCCUCCAGGCUUCAGCUAUAAGGCUGGAUGUAGUGACCCUUACCCUGUUCAGCUGAUCCCAACUACCAUGGCAGCUGCCGCUGCAGCAGCACCAGGCUUAGGCCCGCUCCAACUGCAGCAGUUAUAUGCUGCCCAGCUAGCUGCAAUGCAGGUAUCUCCAGGAGGAAAGCUCCCAGGCAUUCCCCAAAGCAACCUCGGUGCUGCUGUAUCUCCUACCAGCAUUCACACAGACAAGAGCACAAACAGCCCACCACCCAAAAGCAAGGAUGAAGUGGCACAGCCACUGAACCUAUCAGCUAAACCCAAGACCUCUGAUGGCAAAUCACCCACAUCACCCACCUCUCCCCAUAUGCCAGCUCUGAGAAUAAACAGUGGGGCAGGCCCCCUCAAAGCCUCUGUCCCAGCAGCAUUAGCUAGUCCUUCAGCCAGAGUUAGCACAAUAGGUUAUUUAAAUGACCAUGAUGCUGUCACCAAGGCAAUCCAAGAAGCUCGGCAGAUGAAGGAGCAGCUUCGGCGGGAGCAACAGGUGCUUGAUGGGAAGGUGGCUGUUGUGAAUAGUCUAGGUCUCAAUAACUGCCGGACAGAAAAGGAAAAAACAACACUGGAGAGUCUGACUCAGCAACUGGCAGUUAAACAGAAUGAAGAAGGAAAAUUUAGCCAUGCCAUGAUGGAUUUCAAUAUGAGUGGAGAUUCUGAUGGAAGUGCUGGAGUCUCGGAGUCAAGAAUUUAUAGAGAAUCCAGAGGGCGUGGUAGCAAUGAACCCCACAUAAAGCGUCCAAUGAAUGCCUUCAUGGUGUGGGCUAAAGAUGAGCGAAGGAAAAUCCUUCAAGCCUUUCCUGACAUGCACAACUCCAACAUCAGCAAGAUAUUGGGAUCUCGCUGGAAAGCUAUGACAAACCUAGAGAAACAGCCAUAUUAUGAGGAGCAAGCCCGUCUCAGCAAACAGCACCUGGAGAAGUACCCUGACUACAAAUACAAGCCCAGGCCAAAGCGCACCUGCCUCGUGGAUGGCAAAAAGCUGCGCAUCGGUGAAUACAAGGCAAUCAUGCGGAAUAGGCGGCAGGAAAUGCGGCAAUACUUCAAUGUUGGGCAACAAGCACAGAUCCCCAUCGCCACUGCUGGUGUGGUAUACCCUGGAGCCAUCGCCAUGGCUGGAAUGCCCUCCCCUCACCUGCCCUCGGAGCACUCAAGCGUGUCUAGCAGCCCCGAGCCUGGGAUGCCCGUUAUCCAGAGCACUUAUGGUGUGAAAGGAGAGGAGCCACAUAUCAAAGAAGAGAUACAGGCUGAGGACAUCAACGGAGAAAUUUAUGAUGAGUUCGAUGAGGAAGAAGAUGAUCCAGAUGUAGAUUAUGGGAGUGACAGUGAAAACCAUAUUGCAGGACAAGCCAACUGAUAAGGGUCAAAAAAUGGUUGUGACCUUAGGACUUAAAGAAGCCCUAGCUGGUUCAUCCUUACCAGUGGCCAAGCACAUUAACUUUCUCAUACACUGACUGUUACUUUAACUGUUAGUCUUAAAUAGUUGGGACAUCAGCUGACUAAUAGACCUCAGCCUCAAAAGGCUUGGAAAGGAAAAAAAAAUACAAGCAAACAA